Molecule: messenger RNA, 381 nt
Organism: Penicillium taxi
Lineage: Eukaryota; Fungi; Ascomycota; Eurotiomycetes; Eurotiales; Aspergillaceae
Exons: 3
Coding region: 1-381 (126 amino acids)
Source: RefSeq, a predicted model, not a curated record
AUGAAGUUUUAUGCUGACGCCAUUGCUGAAGCCGUAGUGGAUGUCCCUAAACCCCAGAAUGCUACGGGUUUAAGCAAUGAUAAUGCGAAGAAGCGAACUAGGACUAAUGAGAAAGAACGGGAGAGAUUGUCACUAUACAAGAUGACCCAGCAGCUCGAUGAGAGCUCCUCAUAUUUCCAGAAAUGUAAAAAGCUCUGCGAUGAUCCAAAGAAGCUGCAGCAACACAUACCGGAACCCGAAGCUGUGCGUCGUAUGAGGUCGUGGGCUGGCGCUCACUUGCCCGAAGAUCUCGAGAAGCAAUUGCCCCGUCGAAUUCCAAAUUAUCCAAAUUCUCGCCGUCCGUUCUCGGCAUUACGAAAGGAGCUGACACCUCAGGAUUAG